Cydia pomonella (codling moth) is the source of this 2826-nucleotide messenger RNA. RefSeq lists its product as uncharacterized. Gene Ontology annotation, molecular function: nucleic acid binding; zinc ion binding; catalytic activity. The coding region runs from base 1 to 2826 and encodes 941 amino acids. Lineage: Eukaryota; Metazoa; Arthropoda; Insecta; Lepidoptera; Tortricidae. The record is from RefSeq and is a predicted model, not a curated record. The transcript has 2 exons.
AUGAGUCGGCAGCUCCCGACUGGCAGCCAGUUUGGGGAGCAAACAUUGGCUGCAAUAGACAAAAAAGUGCAGGAUGCCCUUAGUACCAUCAUACACGUCACUAAUACUUCGGGCCACUUGAAAGGCACUCACCAGCACAAACUUAAAUCCUCGGUGGAGGCUAUUGGUGGGGCCUUCGCUGAGGUAAGAUCUCGCACUGCCACGGAAGAGGUUGCCCGUCUAGAGGCAGCAAACGCGCACCUUUCGUGGCAGCUGACAGAACUAAGGAAACAAGUGGACGAGAUGCGAAGCCAGCCCGCAGCGCUGGCUGAGGUCGAUAUUCGCCGAAUUAUGGAGGAAGUAUCGCGCUCCACCCGCGAUCAAUUUAGCAGAAUGUUAAACGCCCGUCUUGAGGGCCUUGAGGGGCGGCUCCUGCCAGAACCUCGGCUACGGCCUCCACUGGCGGCCGAUCGGAGAGCAGUGGAGGUAGCCCCUCCUCAACCACCAGCUGAAGGCUCGGCAAGACAGCCCACCCAACAACAGCCAGCAGCGAGCUCAACCACGGGCCCCGCUCAGCCUCCUGCUGUUGGGAAGCAGAAGCCGAAACCCAAAAACAAGAAGGGCAGGGGUGUUAGUCUGGCUGCUCAGGAAGCAGCUGCCGCUAGACAAGCAUCCACAACGUCCACAAAAGAAACGGUUACGGCGCCCAACAAGCCGAAAUGGAGUGUCGUAGUGGGCAGCACAGCCAAAACUAAGACGGCUACAAGGGCAGCUAGUGGAUCAAAAAAAUCCAAAGCACCGAACUCCCCAAAGACGCCGAUUAGAAAGCCGAAACUGAAACCUCCUCGCACAGCUGCCAUAACAAUUACUAUGAAGCCGGAGGCAGUAGAGAAAGGAGUUACAUAUGAGGCGAUCUUGGCCGAGGCGAAAAAUCGAAUCAAAUUGGAGGAGAUCGGAAUAUCUACACUGCGCUUCCGAACAGCGGCGACUGGCGCUCGAAUGUUAGAGCUGCCUCCUGACAUUGAGGACGCUGAGAAGGCGGCAAAUGAGCUAGCCGAAAAACUUCGAGGAGUUCUUGGAGACAAGGCCAAUGUCCAAAGACCUACAAAAUGUGCCGAACUACGCGUCACGGGGUUGGACGAUUCAGUGACUGCCGACGAGGUUGUGACGGCUGUGGCUACUGAGGGAGGCUGCGCACCUGAAAAUAUUAAACCGGGAGUAAUUUCGCGAAGCCGGAGCGGAUCCGGGUCUCUAUGGCUGAGCUGCCCCGUUAUAGCUGCCAAAAAACUGGUUGGAACUGGUAGAAUCAAGGUAGGAUGGAUUUCGGCGAGAGUAGUGCUUCUAGAGUCUAAGCCCCUUCGUUGCUAUCGAUGUCUAGAAAAAGGCCACGUCGGUGCUAAAUGCGAUAGAGAUGUUGACCGCAGCGAUCUAUGCUAUCGCUGUGGAAUGCAAGGCCAUAAAGCCAGAGAGUGCACCGCUGAGGCGAGCUGUGCCAUAUGCAAAGCUAGUGGGAAGCCAGCAGGUCACUCUAUCGGUGCCAAAGGGUGCCAGGGUGGAAAGUCCAACGGUGCUAAAAAAGGAGGCGAACAUCAACCACUGUGCCAAUGCCCAAGACCUUCUAGUACAAUCGAUGGCAGAGUGGCAAAUAGGGGUAGCUGUGGUAUCAGAGCCUUAUUUUAUCCCCUGCCGGAACGACUGGGUUGCAGACCAGAACAAGAAAGUGGCUAUUAUAGCCCCCGCUGUCAUCGGCUCUCCUCCUUCGAGAGCGUCGUGAAGGGUCGGGGGUUCGUACUUGCAGUACUAGAAGGCAUAGCCAUAAUUGGCGUAUACUUCUCGCCCAAUGGCAUCCUACCAGAGUUUGAACAGUCUCUAACAGAAGUCGGUGCCCUGAUUGGCCAGAUAUCCCCAGUCCCUGUACUAGUCGCUGGAGAUUUCAACGCCAAAUCGACGACAUGGGGAUGUCCGGCAACAGAUCCCCGAGGUGAAGUGCUGGAAGAGUGGGCUGUCUCCCUCGGAUUGGCUGUCCUCAACACCGGAUCGGAGAGUACGUGUGUGAGGCCACAGGGCGAGUCAAUAGUGGACAUCACUUUUGCGUCCAACGUCCUGGCACGCCGGGUUCAAAACUGGAGGGUGGAGGUCGGGGUGGAGUCACUAUCAGAUCAUCGGUACAUCCGAUUUGAUCUUUCCACACCUCCAGUCACAGCAAGGAAUACUCGAUUCACUGCAGGGGACAGUCCAAAAUGGGUACUAGGGAAAUUGAAUAGAGAGCUAGCAAAAGAGGCUGCCAUCGUCGAAUCCUGGGGAGCCACCAUCGGCCCCGUGGAGAUAGCGCAGGUUGAACGCGAAACCGAAAACCUUAACGUGGCUCUGAUCCGCGUCUGCGACGCAGCGAUGCCGAGAGCAAAACCCUUCUCACCAAAGCGACAAGUGUACUGGUGGCGACCGGAACUCCGCCAACUGCGGAACGCUUGCGUGGCUGCGCGCCGUCGGUACACACGAAGCAGAAGAAGGCGCAUCAGAGUCCUGGAAGAGGAAGACGCUCUCUAUGAAGCCUACAGGAUCGCUCGAAAGACUCUACAGACGGGCAUCGCACAGGCCAAAGAGGCCGCCUGGGAAGAAUGGCUUGAGACGCUCAAUAGGGAUCCGUGGGGCAGGCCGUAUCGAGCCAUCAGGAAAAAGCUCCGACCAUGGGCGCCCCCACUGACCAGCAGUCUCCAACCGGACCUACUAGAGCGAGUAGUCGGAGCUCUAUUCCCAGAGAGAGGCGAGUUUGUCCCUCCAGCCAUGGCGCCCACCACCAGACCACUGGAAGUGAUCAGGGAGGGUACCACCAGUAACAGAAGUUGA